Talaromyces stipitatus ATCC 10500 is the source of this 3081-nucleotide messenger RNA. RefSeq names its product ATP-dependent DNA helicase, putative. Bases 1 to 3081 code for a protein of 1026 amino acids. Gene Ontology annotation, biological process: double-strand break repair via homologous recombination. NCBI's taxonomy places the organism in Eukaryota, Fungi, Ascomycota, Eurotiomycetes, Eurotiales, Trichocomaceae. The record is from RefSeq and is a predicted model, not a curated record. The transcript has 2 exons. Gene Ontology annotation, cellular component: chromosome; cytoplasm. Gene Ontology annotation, molecular function: 3'-5' DNA helicase activity; four-way junction helicase activity; ATP binding.
AUGGAUGACCAGCUCCUUCCUAAUCCUUUAUUUCUGCCAACAGAGGGUCAGAAGUCUACCUGGGAUGACGUGAUCACUACUGCUAAGAAUCUAAGUCACCAACAAGAAUUAGAGCAGAAUAAUGAUGAGGCUCUCCAUCAACUCCAGCAGGAGAUGGAUAAACAAACCCUUGCAUUUUGCCUUGAGAUUAUCCAACAGUCAGUCUCUUUGCGAGCCUUUAACUCUAUCCUGAUCUGGAUCCUAGCCCUUUCUAUCCUAGAACAACAGAACCAUCCUACUCAGGAUCUUGGAGAUAUUAUUAUUAGACACCGCGAUCGAUGGCUACUCAAUGAUACCAAGGGACCCGUGGCGGAGCUACUGGAGAAUCGACUGUAUGCAUUCCGGAUUGCAAUGAGUGAGGUCCCCCCUGCUCAAGUACGAUGGGAUCGAGAGGGCCAAGUCAUUACAUUCCAAGAUGUAAGUCUGUCCUUGUUGGAACUCUCUCGACUGAUCCGCGAGGGCAUCUCUACCGCGCAGGCCAUCUUCGAGCAAGAGUUGUGUUUAUCCGGCCCAGCACGGCCGGCUACUGAGAUCCCUCAAUUUGAUCUUAGUAAUCUGAUGGAUAACUGGGAUGCUACACAAGCUGGUGCAUCCUUUCUCACAGAUUCUCGCAAUCAUGCCUACGUAGUACCCUAUCAGGACUGGCUCUUCCAUCGAGUCAGUCAGGAUGCAGUUCUGUUUCCAAUCUUUUGGGAGUUGGGUGUUGAUCAGACCUGGCGGAUCUCACCCAAGAUGGUAGAACAGUACGAAGCAACUAUCCAGCGAUUCCUAGAGGCUUUACUCGUCCCCUUCUUUAUUGGAUCUGGCCAGCAAGCGCGACGCACUGAGUUCCUAGGAAUUCGAUGGCGCAACACCCUCCUGCAUACUCGCGAUCUCUUCCUCCAUGAUGGUCAAAUGCUCUUUAUUCUGGAUUAUCAUAAGAGUCGUCAUCGUACUAAUGCCUCUCGAUGGCCCGCCCGGUUUCUUCUCCCAGAAGUAGGACACUUAGUUACGCAGUUUCUCAUCUUAAUUAUGCCCUUCCGACAGUGGUUACAGCACCAGGUGCAAACUAUGCAUUCUUCCACAUCCACUCCACUCUGUGACUACCUGUGGGCCUCUACGACAAAGCCUUGGUCUGAUAAUCAUCUUACGCGGACCGUGAUCCGGACUGGAGAGCAGAUCCUUGGUAAGAAGAUUCAUAUUCGAGCCUGGCGCCAGAUCACUGUUGGGAUUGCCAUUAAGAAGUUUAGAACUCUUGCGUCACAGUUUAUUGAGGAUUCUCUUGAUAAUGAAGAUGACCUUAUAGAGGAUCACAAUGGCAGUAUGGCUGCGGUAUUCCAUUAUCAGGCUGCACAUACACCUCAUACUGGGAAUCAGAUCUAUGGAGGGACCAUCAAUUUUCGAGCCGGUCUCACCGAUGCUGGUCUUCAAGAAUUCCGCCAAGCUAGCGAGAUCUGGCAUCAAUUAAUCAAACAGCCCUCGCAGUACUCUACACCUAGCUUAUUAAAAAGACGACUGCCUGCUGUAUUCACUCAGUCCUUGCAACCAGCCAACGUCAAUAUAGAGUGGGAAUGGGAUGAGAGUCCUUCCAAGCGAGUGCGGAGUGAGGCAACUGAGUCCACACUAGUUCAACGAUUUCAUCGUUGCCACGAACCACGACAGAGUCAACAGCGCUGGACUAUGGAGCAGGCGCAGACCAUUCUAAAGCGCAUGUAUGGACCAGAAGCGCAGUAUCGAACCAGUAAUCAGCAACAAGCCUUGCAGUAUAUCAUCCAGGGUUUUAGUCAAGUGGUUGCAGUUCUUCGAACAAAUGAGGGCAAGAGCCUACUCUAUCUUCUGCCCUGCCAGCUUCCUGGUGCACGAACAACCGUGGUAGUGCUCCCUUUAUUGGUCCUCAAGCAGGACAUGCUCCUUCGAUGUCAGAAUGCUGGAAUUAAGGUGACCAUCUGGAAUCAGCAGGAUGAAUCCAGGCACCUUGGAUCGAGUCCACUGAUCCUAGUAAGCGCUGAGCAGGCAGUACAUAUCAACUUCCGAACCUUUCUUCUUCGGCUACAGCUUGCCAAUCAACUUGAUCGUGUUGUAUUUGAUGAGUGUCAUCUGACUCUGACCGCCUCUUCUUACCGCAAGGGACUGGCCUUGCUUCCUACGUUACGCGAUAUUCAGUGUCAGAUGGUCUUCCUCACUGGCACGCUACCACCAGUCAUGAUGGCAGAAUUUGAGCAAACCAUGCUACUCUCUCAGGCACGAUUGAUCCGUAGCCUCACCACUCGCCGUGAUCUAUCCUAUCAGGUCGUUUCCUGCCCUAUGGAUCAGGACUUCUUCAAGUUUGCAAUUCCUUGGAUCCAGCAAGAGCGUACCCAACUAGACUCUCAAGAGCGUGCAAUUCUCUACUGCCAAACCCAAGCGAUUACAGAGAAAGUGGCUACGAUUCUUGCAUGUCCCUUCUACCAUGCUGAUUCUGGGACUCGUGAAGAGAAGGCGCAAACCCUCGAGACGUGGCGUAAUGGAAAUCCAAAUUGGAUUGUUGCCACUUCUGCCUUUGGAAUGGGAAUUGAUCAUCCACGAGUCCGCCUUGUUAUCCAUCUUGGAGCUCCAUCCAGUCUCAUUGAGUUUACGCAGGAGGUAGGCCGCCUAGGACGUGACCAACAGGGCGGUCGUUCUAUUACCUUACUCCCUCCCUCAUGGAGUAUUACCAAGUCGAGCCGACCAGGCCAUAUGAUCUCGUCUGAUGUACAGGCUAUGCAUGCUGUUUUAGAUCAGCCGAACUGUCGAGUCGCUGCGAUGAGCUCCUUCCUCGAUGGGGCUGCAGUGGCCUGCAGCGCGCCUGAUCCUCUCUGUGAUCAAUGUCGCUUCCGUCAAGAGAAUCCUGAAUCUUCUUCGACUGAUCCUACUACGACCUGCUCGCCUAAUCCAGAGGAGAACGUCGACUGCGAUCUGACUAUUGGGUCUCAGAUGCGAAUCCAGCAGAUCCAGCAGGAGAGCCAGCAAUUACAGCAGUAUGAGGAUUCCCUAACCAAAAUAGCCGAUUGUCUUUGGACCAAAUACAAUCAGGGUUCGGGUUAG